AUGUCGGGAUCGAGAAAAAAUAAUCGGCUCAGCGUAGUACGCAUGCUGUCGGAAGAGGAAAGUGCAGUGUUCGGUCAAUGUCCCGCAUGUAAUCAGCCGGAUGUGGCAGACAAAUGGAUGGUACAGUGCGAUUCUUGUGAACAAUGGUACCAUUUCAUCUGCGCUAAAGUGGAUGAGAGUAUCAAGGAUAGGAGCUUUUCUUGUACUAAGUGUGCACCCCGACCAGCUCCAUUAAGUUCGAAAUCCAGCAGAUCUACUUCUUCGAGUGCACGACUUGCUCGUCAAGAGUUGGAACUACGAAGACUUGCCGAGGAAAAAGCUCUGGAGGAGCAGCUACUGACGCAACAGCAGGAUGAAGAAGCUGCAUUACAGAAGAAAGCGAUGGAACAGGAGAAAGAAAGGAAGGAACAGGCACGGCUCAGGAUGCAGGAGUUACAGAUGCAGUACAUAAAGAAGAAGUAUAACAUUCUUCAAGCCACCGCAGAGGAGGACGACGACGACAGAUGUGUACAGAGUCACCGAAGUAUCCAUAGCGUUAGGAGCACAGUCCAGGAUUGGGUUAGGAAACACCACGAUUCGGCCCUGGCCACCGGUAAUGGGACAAACAAUCUCCCCACCGAUUCCACGUCGAACAAUCAAGCGUCAGUGGAGACCCUGGCGUUCCUCGAUGAUGGUUCGUCAUUCACGUUGGUCGAGAAGGAGCUAGCGGAGGAGCUCGGAGUUAAAGGCAAGGUAGAACCACUUUGUCUACAAUGGACCGGUAGCAUCAGAAGAACGGAAACAGAAUCUCAACUAAUUCGCAUAGGCAUUUCAGGAGUUGAUGGUGGAAAAGUGUAUGCCCUUGACGGCGUGCGAACAGUCGACAACCUCGAUCUACCACCGCAAACGUUACAGUUUGAGCAGAUUGCACAAAGGUUCACGUAUCUACGGGGACUUCCUGUGGCAAGCUAUACGAAUGCAGUUCCCCGUAUUCUCUUAGGCGUAGAUAACGCGCAGUUGAUCGUUACGCUUAAAAAGAGGGAUAGAAAAGUGUACGAACCAGUUGCUGCAAAAACCAAACUUGGCUGGACGCUGUACGGUAAUGUUGAAGGUCCAGACGUACCCCAAGAGUAUCGUCAUCUUCAUAUCUGUGCGCGAUCUCCAGAUCAAGAACUUCACGAUUUGGUCAAGGGGUUCUUCAACGUGGAAAGCAUUGGAAUAUCGGCAGUACCUGCAAUCGAAUCAGAAGACAAUCAACGAGCUCGUCAAAUUCUCAAGGAAACAACAGUUCGCACACCAUCAGGAAGGUUCGAAACGGGCCUCUUAUGGAAGUACGAUUACAUAGAGUUUCCUGAUAGUCGGUCUAUGGCCGAGCAACGUAUGAAAUGCCUGGAGAAGAAGCUGUCGAAGAUGCCGGAGGUGUACGACAACGUUAAGCAGCAGAUCAUGGACUUUCAAGCGAAAGGAUACGCACACAAAUUGACGGAAGAGGAGGCGGUCAAUAGUGAUCCUAGGAGGACUUGGUAUCUACCAUUGGGUGUAAUUUUAAACCCGAAUAAACCAGGGAAAAUUCGCAUCGUAUGGGACGCAGCGGCAAAGGUCGAAGGAGUUUCACUGAAUUCUAUGCUGUUAACGGGGCCAGACCUUUUGACACCACUUCUGUCCGUUUUGUAUCGUUUCCGUCAACGAGAGGUAGCAAUAUCGGGAGACAUACGGGAAAUGUUCAUGCAGAUGCUAAUGCGUUCCCGAGAUCGACAGUCUCUACGAUUCGUAUUCCGUAACGAACCAGGAGAGCAGGUGGAAGUUUACGUGAUGGACGUGGCAAUAUUCGGAGCAACUUGCUCUCCAUGCUCCGCUCAAUACGUAAAAAACUUAAACGCUGAAGAGUGGAAAAUGCAGUACCCCAGAGCUGCUGUUGCUAUUCAGGAGAACCACUAUGUGGACGACUACCUCGACAGCGUGGAUACCGAGGAAGAAGCGGUUCAGCUGAUAAAAGAGGUAAAAGCCGUUCAUGCGAAAGCCGGAUUUGAUAUUCGCAAGUGGUUAUCCAAUUCGAAAGAUGUCGUUCAGCAGAUAGGGGAUCCAAUUCCUCAGAACUCUAAAAACUUUAUAGCCGACAAGACCACAAAUUCCGAAAGAAUCCUCGGAAUG
Ochlerotatus camptorhynchus is the source of this 2130-nucleotide messenger RNA. RefSeq lists its product as uncharacterized. The annotation marks the transcript as partial. Lineage: Eukaryota; Metazoa; Arthropoda; Insecta; Diptera; Culicidae. The transcript is spliced from 2 exons. The record is from RefSeq and is a predicted model, not a curated record.